Messenger RNA from Fukomys damarensis (Damara mole-rat), 2150 nucleotides. Its product is annotated as T-cell-specific guanine nucleotide triphosphate-binding protein 2. Gene Ontology annotation, cellular component: endoplasmic reticulum membrane. Gene Ontology annotation, molecular function: GTP binding; GTPase activity. The record is from RefSeq and is a predicted model, not a curated record. Bases 56 to 1552 code for a protein of 498 amino acids. Gene Ontology annotation, biological process: defense response; cellular response to interferon-beta. The transcript has 2 exons. NCBI's taxonomy places the organism in Eukaryota, Metazoa, Chordata, Mammalia, Rodentia, Bathyergidae.
UUCCUGAGUGAGGAGGGCAGAAGCCAGAGAUCAUUUAAGUCCUCAGAGUCCUCACAUGCGUUCAGACGUCGGUGGUGAGGUCGGCACAGUCUUCCUCUGUGCCUGCCACUCGAGCCCGGCCUGCCCUGCCAGGGAGGACAGGUGUGGACAGAAGGUGUCUCCUGUGCCUGGGCUCCACCACACCAGCACGUUCAGCUCUUCUAGGAGAACUGUAGGAGAGCAGUUCUAUCACCAGAAAUCUGUCUUCUGCAAGGAGCUGUGCCCUCCUCUGCUCACAGCCAUGGGCCAGCUGUGGUCCACAUCUUCCGACACAGAGAAAUGUGCUUUGGGCUCCAUUAAUGAAAAGUACUUAAAAAAUUUCAAGAUGGAAAGUAAAAUCCUCUCAGAGCAAACUCAAGCCUUGAUUGAAUUCCACCUGAAGCGGGGGGAUGCUCAGAAGGCAGCUUCUGCGAUCAGUGACGCCCUGAAAGACAUCGAGAACGCUCCACUGAGCAUCGCAGUGACAGGGGAGAGUGGGGCAGGCAAAUCCAGUCUGAUAAAUGCCUUGCGAGGCAUGGAUCAUGAGGAAGAAGGCGCAGCUCCCACGGGGCCAACGGAGACCACCAAGUUCAGAACUGAGUACAAACACCCGACUCUUCGCAAUGUGUCCAUAUGGGACCUGCCUGGUGUGGGGACCACCAACUUUCCACUGAACACAUAUCUGAGGGAAGUAAAGUUUGCCGAGUAUGACUUUUUCCUGAUUGUCUCUGCCACACGCUUCAAAGACAAUGACGCGAAAUUAGCCAAAGCUAUUGCACAAAUAAAUAAGAAGUUCUAUUUUGUUCGAACGAAAAUCGAUAAUGAAUUAAACAGUGAACAAAAAACUAAACCUAAAACCUUCAAAAAGGAAAAUGUCCUGAAAAAUAUGAAAGAUGAAUGUCUGACACAGUUGCAGGUAGCUAAAGUGACGGCUGCUCAAGUCUUCUUAGUCUCCAGCCUGGAUAGGGCUGACUACGACUUCCCUGAGAUGGAGAACACCCUUCUGAGGGACCUGCCAGCUCACAAGCGUCACAUCUUCAUGAUGUCUCUGCCCAGUGUUACAGAAGCUGCCGUUGAUCAGAAGCGAGAUUCCCUAAAGCAGAAGAUCUGGUGGGAGGCCGUGUGGGCUGCAGCAUCAGCCACCAUCCCUCUCGUAGGCCUCUUCAGUGAUGGUGAUAUAGAAAAGCUGCAGGACACCUUAGCCCUCUACAGGUCUUCCUUCGGGCUGGAUGAUGCAUCGCUGGAAAAGAUUGCCAAGGAUUUGCACGUGUCCGUGGAACGGCUGAAGGCAAACCUUCAGUCUCCCCACUUGAUGCUAGCUGAGAACAAUGAAUCCUUCGGGGAGAAGAUGAAGCAGUACAUGGAGAAGGCUCUUUCACUCGUGGGAGGGCCCCUUGCUACUGGUGUUACCUUUACAAAGACGUUUUACUUGCAAAAUUAUUUCCUUGAGAUUGUGGCAAGUGAUGCGAAAGCUCUACUGAAAGGAGAUCUCUUCAGUGCCUCUGUGGGCUCUGAGGAGGGUUGCGGCAAAUAGGGAAACUGAGGCAGCCAGCUUCUGCCUUCACCCCACUGUUUUUUGGCUUGGUUUGAUUUGGUUGGUUUGGUUUUUCUUUUUUGGAGACAGAGUCUCACUAUGUAGUCCAGGCAGGUCUUGAACUCACUCUUCAUCCCAGGCUGGCAUGAGCCCCAGUGAUGGGGUUACAGCCAGGCACCCCAACACCUGGCAGCCCUGCUGUUCUCAUGGCUCUGGGCCCAUCUUUGUCUACAGUUCUCCAGAUGCAGCUGGGCCUGGUUGUGAUGCUGCCCCUUCAUAGGAAAAGAAAGUAUGGGAAGCUGGGGUUUUAUGCUAAGAGGAGAGAGCAUCUCACUGUGUGCUGCUAACUUGGUACUCAGUAGAAAACUGUGGAGCUGUCCAACAAUGCUGCUUCUGUUGAAGGGACUCAGCCAACAACGUGAGAAAGUUACUGCUGGAAGAAAGGCAGGCUAGUUUGAGAAGCCCUGUGUAUGACAAUGCAGCAAAUGGAAAUGGGCAGAAUGUGUUUAGCUCAGUAAGGUCUCAGGGCAACACAAUAAAUGUAUUGGUUAAUGCUGAGGAACACACAUUAUUUUGAAAACUGGUGUACAAGGGAGAA